AUACACUUUAGGGAUAUCCUAGCAACGUACUGAUUCCAUGUGAAGGAGAAGAUUCUGCCAAGUGGAACUUUGUUAACUCUUUGAAAGAGGCGGCAUAUAUUAUCAAUGGAAACUGCAAGAAUGUUAUGAAUAUGUCUCAGAGUGAUCAAGAGGAUCUGUGGACUUCUGUCAUGAACGGUGAUCUUGAUGCCUACACAAGGUUAUUACCCAAGCUUAAAAUGGGAAAUAUCGAAGAUGAGUUUUCAAGAAAAGAAAGUUUGUCAUCUCCAGUAUCUCGACAAGGUGGUGGGACUGAGAUAGAUGUGGCUGGACAAGUUAAGACAGCAAGGAUUCCUGUUCGGCUGUAUGUUCGAAGUGUAAGUCAAAAUUUCGAGAAUCUUGAAGAUGUGCCUGAGAUCGAUACAUGGGAUGAGAUUUCGUACAUGAAUCGCCCUGUUGAGUUCCUCAAAGAAAAAGGGAAAUGCUUUACUCUACGUGACGCUAUGGAAAGUCUCCUCCCGGAGUACAGUGGAGACAGAGCUCAAACGAGUGGAGAAGAAGAAGCAGAUGGGUCGCAGGAGACGAGGGGAGAAAUCAAGCUGGUAAGGAUACAAGGGAUAGAAUUGAAACUAGAGAUACCGUUUUCAUGGGUGGUAAACAACUUGAUGAACCCAGAAUUCUAUCUCCACAUCUCUGUUCUUGUGAUAGGUCCUCAAAGGUAAAAACUAGUAAGGCUCUGCAUCUACAAUCGACCUGUGAAUAGACCAAAUUGAUUUCUCGUUUGUUUUUUUAUAAGCCAAAAGCAUCAACUAUUUGUUAUAUACAUAUAAUGAUCCAACAUGUUUCAACAUAAA
Brassica napus (rape) is the source of this 833-nucleotide messenger RNA. RefSeq names its product autophagy protein 5-like. Bases 126 to 701 code for a protein of 191 amino acids. Gene Ontology annotation, biological process: nucleophagy; autophagy of mitochondrion; C-terminal protein lipidation. Gene Ontology annotation, cellular component: Atg12-Atg5-Atg16 complex; phagophore assembly site membrane; cytoplasm. NCBI's taxonomy places the organism in Eukaryota, Viridiplantae, Streptophyta, Magnoliopsida, Brassicales, Brassicaceae. The record is from RefSeq and is a predicted model, not a curated record. The transcript has 5 exons.